AUGCCCCAUAUUGAUGAAGCUGAGUCUUUCGACUCUGAAGUUGAGGAGCUUUGGCGGCCCUCUUCGCCCGAAUCAACUCAGAUCUAUGAUUUUAUGACCAAGGUGAACAAGCAGUACGGUCUGUCUUUGAAAGACUACAGUUCCCUCUGGCAAUGGAGUGUAUCUGAGCCUGCCCAAUUCUGGGAGCAAAUUUGGCACUACACUCAUAUCAAGGCCCACAAGCCAUACCAAAAGGUAAGAGAAUCCACGGUCCUUGAAUCGAAAGAUGUGAUGUUUCCUAGACCGUCAUUUUUCGAAGGUAGCCAACUGAACUUUGCUGAGAAUCUUCUCUUUCCUGCUACUGCCCCAGACGAAGAUUCGGUGGCAGUAAUAGGCGCUACCGAAGAAGCUCGCGAGUUCAUCUCGUGGAAGGACUUGCGAGAACGAGUCCGGCGGUGUGCCAAUGCUUUGAAAGAAGCGGGCGUCAAGACCGGUGAUCGUGUUGCCGGUUUUGUAGGCAACCAUGUCACCACUGUUGUGGCUAUGCUGGCAGCAGCCUCCAUCGGUGCCUUUUGGACCGGUGUGUCGCCAGAUACUGGUGUUCAUGCAGUUUUGGAGCGACUCAAGCAGAUCCAGCCCAAAAUCCUCUUUGCAGACAAUGGGUCUCUCUACAAUGGCAAGGUGCAUGGCUCACAUGCCAAAGUCUGGGAAAUCGUUUCAGAACUGCCGGAUCUCGAAUUAAUGGUGCUGCUUGUGACUGCCCCCGAGUUGGAGGUCAACCUGGAUGACUUGACGCCUGCCAAUGGCAAAGCAAAGAUUUAUGAUGACUUUUUGUCAGAGGUCCAGAAUCCUCUGGCGUCAUUGGAGUUCGCAAGUUUGACACCAGAACACCCUGUCUAUAUUCUGUAUUCCUCGGGCACAACGGGGGCCCCAAAGCCCAUUGUACACGGCUCUUUAGGAACUCUGUUACAGCACAAGAAGGAGCAUCUUCUGCAUUGCGACAUUCGACCGGGUGAUCGUCUUUUCUAUUUCACAACGACAACCUGGAUGAUGUGGCACUGGCUUGUUUCCGGGUUGGCAAGUGGUGCUACUAUCGUUCUUUACGAUGGCUCGCCAUUCCGGCCCUUUGACGCUGAGGGCGGGAAAGGAGAAAUGGCGAUGCCAAGGUUGAUUGAGGAACUUCAAAUCUCUCAUUUCGGCACCUCAGCCAAAUACCUCUCACUUCUAGAGCAAGCCGUUCUGAACCCACGCAAACACGCCAACCGACCAGUUUCAUUGGGUUCGCUGAAAGCGAUCUUUAGUACUGGGUCUCCGUUGGCACCUUCAACAUUCGAAUACAUAUAUUCGUCUUUCCACAACGAUAUUAUGCUCGGCUCCAUCACCGGCGGUACGGACAUCCUCUCGCUGUUUGCUUCAGGCUGUCCCAUUCUUCCCGUCUACAAAGGGGAGAUUCAAUGUCGCUCUUUGGGCAUGGAUAUCUCAGUGUUCGACUAUGCCGGCGAAGAUAUCAGUGCAUCAGGCGAGCCUGGUGAUCUCGUUUGUGUGACGCCUUUUCCCGCACAACCAGUCAUGUUCUGGCCACCUGGGCCCGCCGGCUUAGAAAAGUACCGAAAAAGCUAUUUCGAUGUAUUUGGCCCAUCCGUCUGGCACCACGGAGACUACGUCCGCUUCAAUCCAAAAACCGGGGGAGUGGUCAUGCUGGGCCGCAGCGACGGUGUUCUAAAGCCCUCUGGAGUACGGUUCGGCAGCUCUGAGAUCUACAAUAUCCUCUUGAAGCAUUUCGCUAGUGAGAUCGAGGACUCUCUUUGCAUUGGUCGGAGACGUGAGGGUAUUGACACUGAUGAAACGGUUGUCUUGUUUGUGCGACUUGCUUCUGGCGAGUCGAGGAUCUCGCCAGAUCUCGCCACACGCGUUCAAUCUACUAUCCGUAAGGAACUAAGCCCACGGCAUGUUCCGGGGGUCAUUGACGCUUGUCCGGAGAUCCCGGUGACUUCUAAUGGCAAAAAGGUCGAGAAUGCUGUCAAGCAGAUCUUGUGUGGGCUUAACAUCAAGAUUGGUGCGAGUGUUGCAAAUGCCUCAUGUCUCGACUGGUAUCAGAGAUGGGCUUUGGAACAUGCUUAA
Penicillium salamii is the source of this 2100-nucleotide messenger RNA. Lineage: Eukaryota; Fungi; Ascomycota; Eurotiomycetes; Eurotiales; Aspergillaceae. The record is from the annotation of a GenBank genome assembly.